AUGAUUUGCAUUGAGACUCAACAUUUUAAUCUCAAUCGGACUCUCCUACUAGCAAUCGGCUUAUGGCCAUAUCAAAAAUCAAAAUUUGUUGGAUUUCAGACAAUUUUGUGUUUUGGCAUUUUGACAAGCUUUGUUAUAUUCCAGCUUACAGCUCUUAUAACCACAAAAUGCACUGUUGACUUUAUCAUCAAAGUUUUCUCUACUGCAAUAGUCUUUAAUUUCUACGUAAUUAUAUACAACAUGUUCUGGAUUAACACUCAUCAUGUGAGAAAUUUGUUGGAACAAUUACAAUAUAUCUGUAAUGAAAUAAAAGACGAAAAUGAACUUGCUAUCAUUAAGAAGUAUGGACAUAAUACAAGACGUUGUACUACUAUUAUUACAUUGUUCGCCAUAUGCAGUACAUUUUUUGCUAUUUUACUACCUAUUUGGCCACAGAUUCUUGGUACUAUUUUGCACAUGAAUGAGUCUCAAAUACAGAGUCAGGCAAUACAAAUUACGACUGAAUACUUUGUCGAUCAAAAAAAAUAUUUCUAUUUAAUUUACUUGCAUACAAAUGCAGUUAUGUGUAUUGGGGCGACUACAUUGACAGCGACAGGAACAAUGAUUUUAGGAUGCAUUAUACACAUAUGUGGAAUGUUUAAAAUUGCAAGUUAUCGUAUAGAGCAAGCAAUGUCGACGAAAAUGAUCGAAAAUAUUAACUUAAAAAAUCAGAUAAUGAUUAAUAAAAAAAUAUUUUAUGCCGUCGAAAUCCAUCGCAAGGCUAUGAAGUUCACCGACGUAUUGAUAUCUAGUUUUGAAGGCUCUAUUUUAUUGAUAUUAACGUUUGGUGUAAUUUCUUUGAGCCUGAAUAUUUUUGCAAUUUUUCGGAAUAUAUCGCUUAGGAAUAACGAAGCAGUUUUAUUACACGUGUUAAUUGUAUUUAUUAUCCUCUUAUAUUUGUUUCUAACUAAUUAUGCCGGACAAGAGGUUACAAAUUACAGUAAUUAUGUAUACUUUACCGCAUACAAUGUUCGAUGGUAUAUGGCACCAUUACAUGCACAGAAAAUGAUACUCUUUAUUUUGCAAAAAGGCAGUAAGACUUUCCACUUGAACGUCGCCGGAUUAUUUGUAAUAUCGUUACAGUGUUUCGCCACGUUAACAAAAGCAUCGAUGUCUUAUUUUACCUUUAUGUAUUCUACUCAGCAAUGAUACGAAGAUACAUUAAUAGAAAUCGCUCACAAAAUAUUUUCCACGUUUGAAAGAAUGUAUUGUGACUUUAAUAAAUUUUGCAUGAAAUAAAUUAUACACUCUGAUGAGAGUAUUUAGUUCUUUGACUGUUGCACUGUUUAGAUAAUUAAAAAUUCACAAAUUCACAAUUAUUUAUCUUCCGAUAAUGGAUAUCUAUUUUGAAAUAUAUAUGUCAUGUGGGACGUGUCUUGAAAAAGACACAAACCUUGAAAAAGAUGCAAAUCAGUUUAAAACUCUAUGAAACAAAACGCACGCGCAAAUGAUAUAUUACAUAAAAUUUUAAAAUUAUAUAAAAUAUAUAUGUCAUGUGAGACGUACCUUGGAAAAGUAAUGACUAAUUUGUCAGCACAUGUAAGGA
Messenger RNA from Formica exsecta, 1585 nucleotides. RefSeq names its product odorant receptor 4-like. The coding region runs from base 1 to 1188 and encodes 395 amino acids. The transcript is spliced from 9 exons. NCBI's taxonomy places the organism in Eukaryota, Metazoa, Arthropoda, Insecta, Hymenoptera, Formicidae. The record is from RefSeq and is a predicted model, not a curated record. Gene Ontology annotation, molecular function: olfactory receptor activity; odorant binding. Gene Ontology annotation, biological process: sensory perception of smell; detection of chemical stimulus involved in sensory perception of smell. Gene Ontology annotation, cellular component: plasma membrane.